Betta splendens (Siamese fighting fish) is the source of this 1887-nucleotide messenger RNA. RefSeq lists its product as uncharacterized. The coding region runs from base 403 to 1710 and encodes 435 amino acids. The transcript has 5 exons. Lineage: Eukaryota; Metazoa; Chordata; Actinopteri; Anabantiformes; Osphronemidae. The record is from RefSeq and is a predicted model, not a curated record.
UUCUUUGGUGUCUGCUUUUCUUCGUUCGUGACACCUACGUCGAAGUGUGGAUCGGAUGAACAAGCUCAAGAGACUAAUAAUUAAGUCAUGCCAUGUAUGUGCCAUGCUCAUUGUUUAUGGUUCAUUUAAUCUUGUGACACUGUUAUUGUGGCAUGAUGAGAUGAACUGAACAUUUUACCAAGCACAUGUUGAGUGCUGCUGACAGCAGAACCCUACUCUGACUCCAUCCCAUGAUGUCCUGUGGGUCGCUGCUGCUGGGAGUGAGACUCAGCAGCUGGGUUCACAGAUCACAGGCGCUGCUUCCAUCAGCUGAUCUCUAUCAGAGACCCAGGGUUACACAUUAAUCUGGUUCUCCAGGUGUGUGUCUCUGAUGAUCCUCAGUCAGUGGGUGCCAGGAAGAAGAUGAGGCUGGAGCUCUUCCUGCUAGUUGCGGUGGUGCUCGGCGCUGCCGGAAAGCCACUGAGCAAGGCAGCAGCCAGGAACAAGCUGCUGCUGAUCUCCUUCGACGGCUUCAGGUGGGACUACGACCAGGACGUGGAUACGCCGAACCUGGACCAGCUGGCUGUGGACGGGGUCAAGGCCAAGUACCUGACGCCCCCGAUGCUGACCAUGACAGCCCCGUCCCACUUCACCACCAUCACCGGCCGGUGGGUGGAGGAUCACAACGUUGUCCACAACCUGAUGUACAACACCACAACCAACAUAAAGCUGCCUUUCAAACAGACCAUGGGCAGAUCUGAGUGGUGGGACAACGGGGUUCUGCCUCUAUGGAUCACAGCUCAGAACCAGGGGCUGAGGACCGCGUCCUUCCACUACCCGGGAGGGGGCGCUACCUACCGAGGCCAGGCCGUGGACCGAGCGCUGCUGGAGGAGUUCGACCACCCGGACGACAACGAGACGGAGUGGAGACAGAACAUCGACCUGGUGCUCAGCUGGUUUUCGGAGGAAGACUUCGACCUGGUGACGCUGUACUACGGAGAACCCGACAACGUGGGCCACAGAAAGGGGCCGGACCACCCGGAUCGGAAGACCAUCAUCGAGCAGAUCGACCGCACCAUCGGCUACCUGAGGACGGGCAUGGACCGGCACCAGCUGACCCACAGCCUGAACGUCAUCAUCACCUCCGACCACGGCAUGACCACCGUCAAGAAGCGGCCGCAGGUGGACGAGAUCAUCCUCAACGACUACAUCAAAUUAUCCAGCGUGUCCAGCUUUGAAAUCUUGGACUACGGUGGGUUCGGUAUCCUGGAGCCCAAACCGGGGAAGGAGCAGGAGAUGGUUGAUGCUUUGCGGAAAGCUCCUAACCUGACGGUCUACAGGAAGAACGAGAUGCCCGAGAGCUUCCACCUGGGCAGGAGCCAGCGGCUGCCGUCCGUGGUGGUGGUGGCGGAUCUGGGCUUCAACCUGAACUCUAGACUCAUCCUCUACAUCAACAAAGGCGACCACGGCUUCCACAGCGGGGAAAUGGACAUGAAGACCAUCUUCAGAGCCUUUGGACCAGACUUCAGGAAGAACCUGCUGUUUGAGCCGUUUGACAGCAUCCACAUCUACCCACUCAUGUGCAAACUGCUGCAGAUCCAGCCCGAGGCGCACAACGGGUCCCUGGCUGUAACAGAGGACAUGCUGCAGCUCGGAGGUGCGUCUCACAGAGCUUCACAGUCUGUGCUGCUGCUGCUGCUGUCCAUGCUGCUCCUGCUCACGAUGCUGUGACGGGUCCAGGAUCGGUUCUGCAGGCUCAGCACCUCUGGAACAUCUGCUUUUAAUCUGUAUAAAGCUUUAGAACGUUCAUAUUUAUAAUGUUAUGUGAUUUAUUGACUAAUUUCAUUAAAAUAGCGAGCAGACGUUCAUUCAUUCAUUCACUUUGCAAAUAAACAUUUAUUAACCAUU